CUGGAUGAAAGAGGAAAUUAUUAAAACGAAAGAGAAAGACUGAGUGAGAGAUAUUUAACGAGAUAUUUACCGCGUAAAUUUCUCGUAAGAAGAGAUAAAAGAAACUUAUGGAGAUACUUGAAAAUACGCGAGUAUCACCGCGAGUAUUCACGGCGAUACAGAAUGUCGACAUCAAGGAGCUCUCUUUGUGUUCGCAUAAAGAUAUCAGGCCCAUCUUACCGUGUUUGGUUAGAAUGAGUCUUAUCUCUCCUCUGGAUAUAACGAGAGAAUGUGUAGAGGGUAGAAAACAAGUACUCACGAUCCUUUCUGGCAUCGAGUCCGUUAACUCCAUUAUAGCCCUCUUAUCUAUUGAUUUCCAUGCACUGGAAACUGACGUUAGAAAGGAGCAACAGUUAAGACAAAAAGCAGGCAGCACACAGCGGGAGAGUGUGUUGGCGCAAUCUCUGCAGAGUGGCUUAGCUUUGGAAUUUGAGCGUAGUGAAUCUACUCGCAGGAUUAGAUUAGUGUUGUGUGAGAUAUUGUUUAUAUCUGCUCAAAUUCAGGAACUGCAAAAGAAUCAGGAGUUUCAGAUCAAGCAAUCAGAUCUGUUUGACAAUGCUGUAUAUAUGGAAGAGAUCAGUUAUGUCAUCUGUAUAGCACUGGCAGAAUUACCAACCUUAUUGUCCAUAGUGGAUAUCAUAGAGACCUUGUUGCAUGUAAAGCAUGGUCCUGACAUUAUCUGUUGGAUAGUAGCUAACAGUCCAGAUAGUUUUUCAGAGGUAUGUACUCAAUUAAUUGCCAAUGGUGAGAGGCAAGAAGAGUCAGCAUUAGGUCGAAUUAGAACACAGGCCCUGACAAUAUUGUGUCAGAUGAAUCCGAGCCAGUCACUAGCGGUCAGGGCCAAGUGUGUAGAAUUAUGUAGAAUGCCAGCGCUAGCGAUCACUCUAAGCCUAGAACACGCAAAUACAAACAGCUCACAGCCGUGCGAUAUAGAGAGCGACGUUGUCGCUUUUGUGUCUGGUCUCUUACUAGGUAGUGAUCAGCAAGUGCGUUCAUGGAUUGCAAUGUUUAUUCGCAAUGGUCAGAAGCGCAAGUGGGAGUCACAUACAGCGUUACAAUCUCUGCGGGAGGAGUUGUUAAAGCGAUUGCAGACUAUCGCAUCGCACAGUACAGACGGUCAGCUGGCAGAGUCGCAAGUGGUACAAGCGAGCGCAUUAUUAAGGCUAUAUUGUGCUCUUCGCGGCAUUGGUGGCAUCAAGUUCCAAGACGACGAAGUAGCAAUGAUAGUACAGCUGUUAACAUCGCAUCCACCUCCGUCACCAGCUGGCGUUCGUUUUGUAUCGUUGGGCUUAUGCAUGCUCAUAGCUUGCCCAUCGCUGAUAGGUCAUCACAAUCUAGAGAAACGCAGCAUAGAGUGGGUGCAAUGGCUAGUACGCGAAGAAGCAUAUUUUGAGAGCGCUAGCGGUGUGACAGCCAGUUUCGGCGAAAUGUUGCUACUGAUGGCCAUACACUUCCACAGCAAUCAAUUGUCGGCAAUUUGCGAGCUAGUGUGCGCCACCUUGGGCAUGAAGAUACCAAUCCGGCCGAACAAUCUGACAAGAAUGAAACAGAUCUUUAUGCAAGAGAUCUUCACUGAGCAAGUGGUGACGGCGCACGCAGUGAAGGUACCUGUGACGGCGAAUCUCAAUGCCAAUAUUCCUGGCUUUUUACCGGUGCACUGUAUCCAUCAAUUGCUGAAGUCACGGGCGUUCGCUAAGCAUCGCGUGCCCAUAAAGAACUGGAUUUACCGGCAGAUAUGCGACAGCGUGCCGCCUUUGCAUCCGGUAUUGCCCGCUCUGGUCGAGGUCUACGUCAACUCUAUCCUCGUGACGAAUACUAAGACGUCGGAACACACGAACAAACCCAUUACCGAAGACGAAAUUCGCAGGGUAUUCCAGAAUUGCGCGUUCGGUGCCAAUUUUGAUGCCAAGAAGAAUUCCGCUAGCAUCAUGCAGGCCGAUGUUGACGGUAUGGACGUCGACACUACCAAGCCUUCACUCACCUCACAGUUAUUAUUAUUGUACUAUCUCCUGCAGUACGAAGAUGUAAGAUUGGCAAAUAUGCAUACUUUUAUAUCCCAAGGUAGGAAGGUCAAAUCAUACUCGGCGGAUUUCCUUACCGAGUUGCCGAUCAAGUAUCUGCUUCAACUGGUUCAGCGUGAUCAGAUGAAUUACGCCAGUCUGUUCUCGCCACUUCUGCGGUUACUGGCUACACACUUCCCUCACCUGUCUCUAGUGGAUGACUGGCUGGACGACGAAAUGAUCAAUAUAGACUCCGUCAUCGCGAGUUAUGAGAACAUGAAGAUCAACGACGCUACAAUCAUUGAGGCAUUCGGCCAUAUUAAGACUUGUCCCUCGAGAACGGGAAGACUACUGAGGCAAUUGAUGACACUGAAGCCGACUGAGAUCUGGCCUCAUGCUGAGUUAAUAAUACAUUAUUUUAAGGAUAUUCUCGAUGAACAAGUUCCUAGAUACAUACAAGAACUCUAUAAACAAGUGUGGCUUAGGCUCAAUACUGUUCUACCACGUUGUCUAUGGGUGUUAUCUAUAAACGCGUUGUUAGUAGAGAAUGCAAUUGUGAAAAGUGUCUUCUUAACGCAAGAUAAUAUCGUAUUAGAUCCCCUUCAAGUAUUGAGGUGUGACACAAGGGUUUUCAGAUGCGCGCCAAUCUUAUCCGUGGUCCUUAGGAUAUUGCAAGCUACCUUAGCCGCGUCCCGCUCUCAAUUAUCCAGGCAUAUGCAAGACAAACCUUUAACCGAAAAAACUGGGCAGUUGACAAGCGAAACGGAAAGAGAGGAUUUGAGGAUAGCUUUGGUGGCAGGCCAGGAAAGCGCGGCGGUGCAGAUUUUAUUAGAAGCAUGUCUAGAGACGGCGAUGGACAGAGAGACCCCUGGUCAAAUGUGGUCUCUCAGAGAAAUACGAAGUGUCGUGUGUUCGUAUUUGCAUCAAGUAUUUAUAGCUGAUCCUUCCCUGGCCAAAUUGGUCCAUUUUCAGGGCUACCCUCGGCAGUUGCUACAAAUCACGGUUCCGGGAAUCCCAUCCAUGCACAUAUGCCUCGAUUGGAUUCCGGAAUUGUUGUCACAACCUGAACCGGAGAAACAAGUAUUUGCGGUGGAUUUGGCGUCGCAUCUGGCAAUCCAGUACGCUCUACCAAAGACUUUGAGUGUUUGUAGAUUAGCAAUCAACACUCUGAUUACUCUUUUGGGAGUAUUACCUGCCGAAGAACGAGUAGUCCUCUUCAUGCCGGUAUUAGAAUCAUUAACGCGGAUAUGUUUGGCUUUCCCACCGUUGGCCGAGGACAUCACGAGUUUGCUACUCCAACUUGGUAGAGUGAGCUCAGCUCAAGCCGCUUUGGGUGACAAAUCAGCGGAUUUGCUGUGCCGAGAAGUGAAAGAGACAUUUUGCAAGAUGCUGAGCAAAGCUAUACUGCAAACGCAACUUUAUUGAGACUUGAGAGACUUAGCGAUUUGUAUAGAGAAUCAGGCGUUAACUGUGUGUCUAGAGAGUUUUAUAAGUUAUAUAAAAAUUUAUUGUUAUUAUCAUCUUGAAUGACGACACGAAAAGCGAGAAAAUACAUACCAUCCUCUUUGCCAAGUGUGUUGAAAUAAAAAAGGUAUGUCCAGAAUAGGCAUAGAGCAGCAGUGAUCUGUAUCUUUGUGUAUAUAUAAUUAACAUAUAUUAAUGAUGCCCGGUAUAUUUAAUCUUUCGGUAUAAAUAAUCCAUUCAUUUAUAAGUAAAAUGACAGUCAAUUUCACAAGCUAUUUUGACAAAAA
Molecule: messenger RNA, 3790 nt
Organism: Harpegnathos saltator (Jerdon's jumping ant)
Lineage: Eukaryota; Metazoa; Arthropoda; Insecta; Hymenoptera; Formicidae
Gene: IntS2
Product: integrator complex subunit 2
Exons: 5
Coding region: 108-3464 (1118 amino acids)
Biological process (GO): snRNA 3'-end processing
Cellular component (GO): integrator complex
Source: RefSeq, a predicted model, not a curated record